Molecule: messenger RNA, 687 nt
Organism: Symbiodinium natans
Lineage: Eukaryota; Dinophyceae; Suessiales; Symbiodiniaceae
Source: the annotation of a GenBank genome assembly
GAGCAAGUGCCGCAGCUCAAGCCGCUCUUGCAGAGCCAGAUCUACUGUAGCAGAGGCCAGUGGGGCACUGACGUGCAGCUUCACGACUUCUUCGUGACGUCCAACAUCCAGACGGAUGACCCGUCCGAGGCAGACUUUUUCUUCGUGCCUGGCUAUGCCAUCUGCGUGCUGGAAGGCAACAUUUACAACUUGGAUGAGGUGGAUGAGCUGUACAAGGAGCUUGUGGUGGCGCUACCAUACUUCAAUGCCUCAGGCGGCAGAGACCACAUCUUUGUGUUCGGCUCUGGCAUGGCUCAGAGCGUGUUCCAGUCCUGGGAGGAGUACAUUCCGCAGGCCAUUGUGCUCACCCCUGAGACAGAGCUGUUCAACGACUUCGCCUGGGUUGCCAUACCUCCAUACAGACCUUUUAAGGAUGUUGUGAUUCCGGGGAGCUUGGAUCUGAUCGAGGUCAUCAAGGCCCUUGAGAAGUCGAAGCCCCUGCAAGAGCGGCGCUACCUGACCGCCUUCUUCGGCCGGGCCGACAUUGCCCGGGCCCUUCUUGGCAUUGGUUGCGACUCAGGUUUUCCGCCCAGCGAACCUUAUUGCGUGGAAGUCGGUAGGCACUCAACACACCUCAGCACCGCCAUUUCAGCGCUCUUUGAGGCACUUUGCGUUAGGCAGAGCUGUUUGAGUGAACAACUCAGCUAG